Molecule: messenger RNA, 1187 nt
Organism: Malaclemys terrapin pileata
Lineage: Eukaryota; Metazoa; Chordata; Testudines; Emydidae
Gene: IL20RB
Product: interleukin 20 receptor subunit beta
Exons: 7
Coding region: 143-1078 (311 amino acids)
Molecular function (GO): interleukin-20 binding
Source: RefSeq, a predicted model, not a curated record
UCUGCAGUGACAUCCACACAAAGUCUGUGCUGAGAUUCAAAAUCCCCACAUUGCUCAAAGCAUGGAUAGACUGAAUGGUGUUCCUUCUCUGGGAAGAGGAAACUCAGAGCCCAACUACAUGGCAUGAACCUGGACAAAGACAAUGAGUCUGAGUGAAAUGUUCACAAGCCUCAUCUUCAUUCUCUGCUCUGUGAUUGCACCUCUUCUCACAGACGAAGAAGCCCUGCUACCAGCCCCUCAGAAUAUCUCCAUCCUGUCCACCAACAUGAAGCACUUCCUGACCUGGAGUCCAGUGACGGUCCCUGGAGAAACUGUGAGAUACUCCGUUGAGUUUCAGGGGGAGUAUGAAAGAGAUUAUGCCAAUGAGAUCUGGAUACCCAUCAGCGAGUGUUCGCUCAUCAUUGUGACUCAGUGCAAUGUCACAGAGGACAUCUCUGCCACCGUGCCCUAUAACCUACGUGUGAGGGCAAACCUAGGUUCUCAGGGUUCAAAGUGGAGCACACUAAAAGUUCUCUUCAAUCGCAUAACGACUUUCCUCACCCCACCUGUGAUGGAAGUCUCUGCAGACGGGUAUCACUUACUGGUGAAGCUGGAAGACCUGGGGCCAGCCUUUCAAUUCCACAUAUUCUAUUGGAGGAAGGGCCAGGAAAGGGUGCACAAGAAGACUGUGAAGGAGAUCAGCUCUGUGGUGCAUCUGGACACCAUGGAGGCAGGAGCUGAGUACUGUGUGAAAGCCCAGACCUACGUAGAGGCCAUCAACAGGAGCAGCAACUUCAGCCAGACGCAGUGUGUUCGCGGACCAGAUGGUGGCAGAUCUAUAUGGAUGACGACUGCCUUGGUGUCCUUCGUGGGAUUUGUUGUAGGUGUCUUGGCCCUGCCUUUCCUUGCCUGGAAAAUGAGUCAAAUCUUCCAGUAUUCCUGCUGUCCAGUCGUUGUCCUACCAGACACCCUGAAAGUAACUGAGUCCCCUGCGAUGCUAAUACACUGCAGGAGUGAGGGGACUGAAUGUUGUGACGUGGCUGUGCAUGUGAUUCCCCCCGAAGAGAUCCUCCGACUGUGGAUUCAGGACGCACUUUAAAGCUGCCCAGAGAUAAUCAACCCUGUAGAAAACCAUCUAUGAACAGAUCUAGCAGAUUGUGCACUGGGAGCCUGCACACAGCUCCCACAGACUCAGGGUAUCUCAAAGG